Chaetura pelagica (chimney swift) is the source of this 660-nucleotide messenger RNA. It is a transcript of the gene MRPL18, whose product is annotated as mitochondrial ribosomal protein L18. The transcript has 4 exons. Bases 1 to 660 code for a protein of 219 amino acids. The record is from RefSeq and is a predicted model, not a curated record. NCBI's taxonomy places the organism in Eukaryota, Metazoa, Chordata, Aves, Apodiformes, Apodidae. Gene Ontology annotation, biological process: translation. Gene Ontology annotation, cellular component: ribosome; mitochondrion. Gene Ontology annotation, molecular function: structural constituent of ribosome; 5S rRNA binding.
AUGCCGUCCUGGCGCGGCCCCGCGCCCCUCCCGCACGUCCCAGCCGCCAAUGUUCGCCUCCCCGUGAAGGCUGCGCACAAGCAGCGCCCCCCGCCCGCCCCCCCGGCGGCAGUGACCCGAGACCGAGGAGCUGGCGACAAGGCCAGGCCCUUCCCUGGGGGGGCAGAGGCGGGUCUUUCUUUUGCAUCAACUACAACUAGUCUCAAAACUGAGACUGAAGUGGACACAAAUGAGAAUGAGGUUGUUGCCCCCGACUUCACUAACAGGAAUCCUCGGAACUUGGAGCAGUUGGGCCUGGCUAGGAAGGAGCGUGGCUGGAAGACAACAUGGCCAAAGCGUGAAUUCUGGCAUAGGCUGCGGCUGGAACGGACGCAACACUAUGUGGAGGCCUUCGUGGAGCGCUGCGACGGGGACGUGGUGGUGUCGGCCUCCACCCGGGAGUGGGCCAUCAAGAAGCACCUCUACAGCCCCAAGGGGGUCACAGCCUGCAAAAACCUGGGCCGUGUCAUGGCACAGCGCUGCUUGGAAGCAGGAAUCAACUUUGUGAACUUUAAAGCUGUUAUCCCCUGGGAAUAUCGUUGUGACUCGAUUCAGGAAUUCCAGAAAGCCAUGGAGGAGGGUGGUGUCGUUCUGCGUGAGCCACAAAGAAUCUACCAGUAA